Messenger RNA from Fonsecaea multimorphosa CBS 102226, 1857 nucleotides. RefSeq lists its product as uncharacterized. Gene Ontology annotation, biological process: xenobiotic detoxification by transmembrane export across the plasma membrane. Lineage: Eukaryota; Fungi; Ascomycota; Eurotiomycetes; Chaetothyriales; Herpotrichiellaceae. Gene Ontology annotation, molecular function: fluconazole transmembrane transporter activity. The transcript is spliced from 3 exons. The record is from RefSeq and is a predicted model, not a curated record. Bases 1 to 1857 code for a protein of 618 amino acids.
AUGGUGAAUGCAAUUCUGGAUGCAAUCCAAGACGCCCCAUUGGGCCAGGCAAUAAACUGGAUCAGUGGAGGCAAACUUUUUGCCUUCCCCGAACAAGCUCCCGACUUUUCGAUCCCCUGGGAACAGGCCGCUGCGACCGAGAAGGAGAAGGAGGUCGAGGCUCAGUCUCCCCCAGCUGUGGAUGCCAGCCGCCAGACCAGUAAUGCUACCAGUCCACAGCCCGAGUCUCGUGAACAGUCAUACAUCAACCGGGAGGACAUCGAAGCCCGACACCUGACCACCAUUCCUACAGCCCACUCGGCUGCUCGCGCGGACUUCACAGUUGUCACCACACGGACAAGGACCAGAGAACAGACCCUGCCAUAUUCUUCGGAACGAUUCGAGGUCGAACAGGAAGAAGCCAUCGAGCGCCAACAAAGCAGCAUCAUCGCCCCACAAAGGACCGCCGAUGGCAUCAUUCUCGUGGAUUGGUACACCACCGACGACCCAGCGAACCCUCAGAACUGGGGAAGCUGGAAGAAAGUCUGGGUCGCCUUUCUCAUCUUCAUGUAUACCUUCGCAGUGUACUCUGCCAGUGCCAUCUACACCUCGGCGGAGCCUCAGGUGAUGGCCAAGUUUGGCGUGGGACAGAGCAAAGCAAGUUUGGGACUGAGCAUGUACGUACUGGGGUAUGGCUUUGGACCGAUGCUCUUCUCUCCCCUUUCCGAAAUCCCUGCCAUUGGCCGAAACAUCCCAUACAUCAUCUCCUUUGGCCUGUUCGUGAUCCUCUGCGUGCCUACUGCUUUAGCAAACAGCUACGCGUCCCUGCUUGUCUUGCGAUUCCUUACCGGUUUCAUGGGUAGCCCUUGUCUAGCUACUGGUGGCGCGUCCAUGGGUGACAUGUACGGCCUCUUGAAACUUCCCUAUGCUCUCACGGCCUGGGUCGCCGCAGCAUUUUGUGCACCUGCGUUGGGACCUCUUUUGUCAGGGUUCUCGGUCGUCGUUGAGGGCUGGCGCUGGGCACUCUGGGAAGUCCUCUGGCUGUCGUCCCCGGUGUUUGUGCUCAUGUUUUUGUCGAUGCCCGAAACGUCGGCCAACAACAUCCUCCUGCGUCGGGCUCAGCGUCUCCGCAAGCUCACGGGCAACCCAAACUUGAAGAGCCAAGGCGAGAUCGACCAAGGGACCAUGUCGUUUUCCAAGGUCGCAGUUGACCAGAUGUGGAAGCCGAUCGAGAUCUUUCUGAAGGAUCCUGCAGUCUUCUUCACGAAUGUCUACACGAGUCUGAUCUAUGGAAUCUACUACUCCUUCUUCGAAGCCUUCCCCCUCGUCUACGUCGGGAUGUACGGCUUCAACAUUGGCGAGUUGGGCAUCGUCUUCGUCUGCAUCGUCGUGGGCUGCGUCUUCGGCAUCCUGAUCUACGUCGCGUACGUCUACUUCUAUCUCGAGCCGGACAUCAAGAAGAACGGCCUCCGCGCCCAAGAACACCGUCUCGUCCCGGCCCUCUUCGCCACCACUUUGUUGCCUGCAGGCAUGUUCUGGUUCGGGUGGACAUCCACGCCGCACAUCCACUGGAUCGUCUCCAUCAUCGGCAUCACCUUCUACGCCACCGGCGCCUUUAUCCUGUUCCAGUGCAUCUUCAUGUACUUGCCGCUCACCUACCCGCAAUACGCCGCGUCCUUGUUUGCCGCCAACGACCUGUGCAGGUCCGCACUCGCAGCCGGAUCCAUCAUCUACGCACACCCGCUCUACGUCAAUCUGGGGAUUGGCCGCGGCAUCAGCGUCCUCGGCGGCUUGUUGUGCGGCGGCGUCAUUGGCAUCUGGGCGCUCUGGUACUUUGGCGCCAGUCUGCGCGCGAGAUCGAAGUUCGCCAUGAGCUAG